AUGCUGCUGUUGCGAAAGCUGGCAGCUGUUCUGCCUCUCCUAGCAGUUCACUGCUCAGCGCAGUCUUUUGUCGUUUCUGGCGGUCAAAUCUUUACACCAGGUUUCGCCGUCGUGAAUGCCCCACAACCAGGGACACCGUUGGGUGGAGAAACCCUUCACAUCUCCCUCGAUGUUACCGCCAAUGGCAAGCUAAACCUGCCGCCAUAUGUCGACGUAAGCCCAAGCUUAAUACACAAUAUCACCAUCUUCCUCUAUAGCUACAAUACCGGAAGGAACUUUACCGUGUCGAAUCUCACCGAGGCCGUGGACGGCGAUAUCAUGGCCCAGGAACCUGGCAGCACUGUCAAGCACAUCAAUUGGUUAUGGCCCGACUGUCUCGUGGGGGAUGGUCAGCCCAAGGACGCGGAUAGUGACCGAGGCGUUUAUAAUAUUUCUAUCCGGCAAUCUUUCCGACUAAAUGACGCAGAACAUUACACAAUUCUCGACCUGCCCAUCGCCGUGACAAACCGUAUCAGCGAGAUGGACGCCCGGCCGUCCUGCGACCAGGUCAACAACAACAUGAUGGCACCCGAAGAUAUCGACAUGUCCUCCACGCAGGCCGUCGGCGUCCUCUUCGCUCCCGGCGACACCACAGCGGUCGAGGUUAUUCUCCCGGACGAGUUCGACGGCGAAAACGGCCUCGGCGGACAGAAGCCCGAGGCGACGCCGGAGGAUGGAAUCGGCGGUGCUGCCUCGCUGGACUGGCGGGGCGGGGCCCACUGGCUCUGUCUCGUCACUGUUGCUGGUGCCUUCUUGUGGUAA
Molecule: messenger RNA, 801 nt
Organism: Scedosporium apiospermum
Lineage: Eukaryota; Fungi; Ascomycota; Sordariomycetes; Microascales; Microascaceae
Exons: 3
Coding region: 1-801 (266 amino acids)
Source: RefSeq, a predicted model, not a curated record